AUGCGACUUUUCGAAAAUCAUCGGCUCGCCAACCAGCGUGUAAAGCUUGAGGCGACCAUGCCAAAAAAGAAAUAUCUCGGACGGGCUCUAGUUCGUCAAAAUAAACGCAAGGAUAGGCGACCUUUUAACUAUGCUAACCCUGAAGACUCCCCUGAUUGGUGUCAUCUUCCUGUGAAAUCCAUUACUCAAGAGACUACUUUGGAUGAUUUUUUGCAUACGGCAGAUUUGUCCAACAGAGACUUUGCAGCUCAGAAAGUGAAUGUUAGAGUUUUAUCUAAGGCCGAGAUCGUUGGCAUAAUAACUCCGGAGGAGAGGGCAAGGCGCAAAGUUUUAAUGCAGCAAAAUAAAAGCGCCCUAACCGUCCUCAAAAGACCAAAAAUUAAUCGGAACAUGACAAAAGAAGAAAUAGCUAAUGCCGAACAGGGAGCUUACUUAUCUUGGCGUCGGGAUCUCGCAAGGCUGGAACAGCUAGAUGGGAUUGUGAUAACUCCUUACGAGCGCAACUUGGAAUUUUGGCGGCAGCUGUGGCAAGUCGUGGAACGAAGCGACGUCCUGGUUCAGGUUGUCGACGCUCGGCAGCCUCUUCUUUUCUUCUCUACCAGUCUUAAUGACUAUAUCAGAGAGGUCGACUCCCAUAAGGGAACCGUAGUCCUCAUAAAUAAGUCUGACUUUUUAACACGUAAUCAAAGGGACGCUUGGGCGAAAUACUUUGACUCUGUCGGCGUUCGUGUUCUGUUUUUCUCUGCACUCAAUAGCCAAAGUCAACUUUCCGUUCAAAGUAUCAGGGAAGGCCACGGCCCUUCCAGCAUUCCGGAAGAAACCAAAGAAGAACUAGAAGCCGAAAUAUUGCAAGAUUCUCUUAGUGUUGACGAAAUGUGUAAAGAUUUUGAUGAAUCGAGUUUGACUUCAUCCGAAACCUCGACAAUGCACGGUGAGAGUGAGGAGGAGGGCGGAGGGGAGGCUUCAAGUGAGUCGUACAGUAGUGCGGCUGACGUCUUGAAAGAGAAAAUUGAGGUGGUCAAUGGUUGCGAUGUCCUGUCAGUGCAUGAGCUGAUAGAUGAAUUGACUCACCUGGGGACGAGACAUGGGGAUUUCCCCUACCUCACGGUGGGAUUCCUGGGCUAUCCCAACGUGGGUAAGUCGAGUACACUCAAUGCCCUGUGUGGCGCAAAGAAGACCCCGGUUUCGGCAACUCCUGGCAAAACGAAGCACUUUCAGACUAUAUUCCUUCAACCAGAUUUGCAACUCUGUGACUGCCCAGGUAUGGUAAUGCCCUCCUUCGUCUACACUCAAGAAGACCUAGUCGUUGCUGGCAUCCUUCCUAUUGAUGAAAUGCGAGAUUGCAUUCCCCCGAUUCGUGUCAUAUGCGAACAAAUUCCACGAGAGGUGCUCACCGCCCUCUACGGUAUCUCUAUUCGUCCGCCGAAGGAGUUCGAGGAUCCCAACCGACCACCGACGCCUCAUGAGUUGCUUGCCGCCUACGCAUAUCUUGCCAAGAUCUUAUGCGAUGAUGAUCCCAAAGGAGUGGAACCACACAAGUGGUCAAUCGAUUUUCAGUCACGCGAGCGCAGUCAAGGCCUCCGGUGCGUGAUUGGUUGGGGAGGUGACAUGAUCAGCUGUUUCUGCGCGACACUUCGAGCGCACACGCGAGGUGCGUGCAUGUCGAGCCCAAGCAAGUGUGCCUACGUAGGCAACUUCGUUCGCGAUAAACACGGACAUCGCCCUAUCAGGCUGCUGUUGACUAGCCCUCUGACCACCGAGAACGAUGUCGAAGAAAACACGGCGAAUAACCCUUUCAAGCAGGCCGACAAAGCCGCUAAUCCUGCGGGCGCUAAACCGAACUUUUUGGCGUCCAAACGGUCGGGUGCGGCCUCGGCCAAGGAGAUUAUGCUGCACUGGUGCCAGGUCAUGACCAAGGGAUACCCGCACGUGGAGGUGAAAAACUUUGGCAGUAGCUGGGCAGACGGAAUGGCUUUCUGCGCACUCAUUCAUCACUUCUACCCUGACGCUUUUGACUUCUCCACUCUGAAACCGGAGAACCGGAGGGCCAACUUUGAACUUGCAUUUAAAACUGCCGAGGAGCUGGGCAACGUGGCGCCACUUUUAGAAAUGGAGGAUUUGCUGAGAACUAAGGUACCUGAUUGGAAGUGUAUCUUCACGCAAAUCCAGCUUUACUACCGUCGAUUCCAACUGGAACAGGGCGCCAACGCCAAUAAGCCUCCAGUGGGACUCCAUCCUUCCGCUCCCCCGCCCAACCCUGAGGGCAGCUCCGCUUGA
Echinococcus granulosus is the source of this 2277-nucleotide messenger RNA. Its product is annotated as Large subunit GTPase. Gene Ontology annotation, cellular component: cytosol. Gene Ontology annotation, biological process: ribosomal subunit export from nucleus. Gene Ontology annotation, molecular function: GTP binding; GTPase activity; protein binding. The record is from RefSeq and is a predicted model, not a curated record. NCBI's taxonomy places the organism in Eukaryota, Metazoa, Platyhelminthes, Cestoda, Cyclophyllidea, Taeniidae. The coding region runs from base 1 to 2277 and encodes 758 amino acids. The transcript has 16 exons.